Messenger RNA from Actinia tenebrosa (Australian red waratah sea anemone), 1275 nucleotides. RefSeq lists its product as uncharacterized. Gene Ontology annotation, biological process: copper ion transmembrane transport. The record is from RefSeq and is a predicted model, not a curated record. Gene Ontology annotation, cellular component: membrane. NCBI's taxonomy places the organism in Eukaryota, Metazoa, Cnidaria, Anthozoa, Actiniaria, Actiniidae. Gene Ontology annotation, molecular function: copper ion transmembrane transporter activity.
CGUCUGGUAGUUAUUAUAGUCAAGAGACAAUCAUAUGACCUUCACUUCGAAAGCAAGGCUUUUCAAGAAAGCAAACUUGUUUUACAGGAUUUUAAGGCAUUAUGUCUUGAAAAUAACCUUUCAAAUUCCCCCUUAAUGCCUCUGUUCUUCGAGUGUUAAAUGCAUACAGAUUUUACGAAGACUUUGGUGAAAAUUAACUACAUUUUGCUGUCGACGUCUUUGCAUUACCUGCGAAAUUUGUCUAUUUUUACAUGUCAAAAUUAACAAAGUUGAUAUGUUCUUGAGUUUAAAGAUUUGAAAAUAAACUAUCCUACAAAAAUACAACUUGACUAAAAAUGGAAAUGUACUUCUCAACUCAUUUUGAAGGAGUCUAUGUUCUUUUUAAAGGAUGGAAAAUUACAUCUGUAGCAGGUUUGGUUUUGUCAGUGGUGAUAGUGUUUGUAUUUGCUGUCAUUUUUGAAAUUCUAAAAGCUUAUGUGUCCGGUUGUUAUAGCAACCCCCAGUCAUGUGAGGAAGAGCAGCCUCUUAUUGCUGAUAGCGCAAUUGGUGAUACUCUGUCUCAUCCACCAAGAUUUGACCUCAAAAAUCAUUUGAUAAAAACAUUCUUUUUGACCCUCAACAUAGUUUAUGGAUAUAUACUGAUGCUUGUUGCUAUGACCUUUAAUGUAUGGCUAUUUUUAGCCCUUGUCAUUGGCUAUGGCUUUGGCUACUGGUUUUCACAGCCACAUUUUGAGCCAACUCCUGUUCAAAGAAGAAACAAGACAAGUUCCUAUGGAGCAGUCAGGGAUAAUCAUGUUUCUAUGUGAAGAAUAGAAUGUGCUGAGAACUUAUGUGGAAACUUGGAAGAUAGAGCCUUUUGUUUUGGGAAGGUCUUUUCCUUGACCUUCAUUCUGCCGAGAACCAUCAUUUUGUACAAUUUUAACAUAUAAUUUUAUAUACUCGGGUUACGUCUUACGAUAAUAUUCUAAUGUUGAUAUAUAAAUAAUCCUAAAGCCUCACUUUGGCUAUGUAAAUUAGAAAACAAAAGUUGUCUAUCUUAUCACAACCUCUUUCUUUCUGCACAAACAAAAGGGUUCUCUGUUUCAACACUGACGAAAGAAGACUAAAAGUCCUGCUAAAAUACACACAAGUCCCUUAAGUCAACUGAUCGAUCAUCGACGUAUAACCAAAUCUUCCUUCGAAAACUGGAAUCAGCAAAAAAUAUCCUUUUUGCUUCUGUAACUUGCAAGUUACGAUCUUUAAAAAUUUUCCCAUUAAAGUAAGAUUCUCCGAUGA